Molecule: messenger RNA, 570 nt
Organism: Mucor velutinosus
Lineage: Eukaryota; Fungi; Mucoromycota; Mucoromycetes; Mucorales; Mucoraceae
Exons: 1
Coding region: 1-570 (189 amino acids)
Biological process (GO): protein folding; response to hydrogen peroxide; response to heat
Source: RefSeq, a predicted model, not a curated record
AUGGCACUCUCAAACCGCUUAUUCAACGACGCUUUACGUGACAUGCAAAGAGCAAUGGCUGUCUUUGAGCAACCACUCUUUGCUCCUUCUUCCGCACUCUUGCGCUCUACUCAUGGUUCUUUCUAUCCCACCACGGACAUGGUUGAAACGCCUGAUGCUUAUGAAUUGCAUGCUGAACUCCCUGGUUAUGAAAAGAAAGACAUCAAGAUUGAAAUGUCGGAUAGCAAUACUUUGGUUAUCAGUGGUAACGUCAAGAAGGAGUACAAGUCUGAAGAUCCUGUGUACGAAGAGGAGCAAGAGAAGAGCGAAGUCUCUUCCUCCUCUGACAAGCACAGUCAACAGUUGACGACAACUGGCAAGGAUAAAGACAAGCAAGUUGGUAAACACACUGCCAAGGGACACAAGUGGUUGGUUCAGGAACGUACUAGUGGCUCCUUUGUAAGAUCAUUUACCUUGCCUAUCGCUGUUCGACCUGAUACGAUCAAGGCAUCUUACAAUAACGGUGUACUCAAGGUGGUUGUUCCAAAGGCUGAAAACAAGCAAACAAAUAACCAAAUCAAUAUCGAGUAA